AUGUCAACUGUAUCUCCAAAUAAAUCAAUAGUCUUUAAGAAUAAUAAUAAUAGUAACAAUGUACUACGUCAAGAUGAAAAUAUAUCUACUGGAGAAUUAUCAAUUAUUAAGAAAAGACAUUCACCAAACAAAGAUCAUUCACCAAGAAGGAAUUAUUUACAACCAGUAAGUCCAAAUGUAGCAAGAACAAUUGAAACUCCAAAAUCAAAAUUUCAAAGACCACAAUUAUCAACAACUAGACCUUCAUUAAAUAUACGAUCAAAAUCGACAUUAUCAAAUUCAUCAAAUAAAUCUACAAAUAAUCCAUUUAAAUUACGAAGAACUAAUUCAUUAAUACAACCAUCAUCUUCAACUGCAUCAUUAUCAUCAUCAGCUGAUUUACCACAAGCAACAACUGAUCGUUUUAUUCCAUCAAGACAUAAUUCAGUUACCGGUAAAUUGGAAAUAUCGAAUGAAGAACCAUUACCAAAUGCAUCGCCUCAAAGUCAUAUAAAAGCACAAACAUCAAAACUUUAUAAAUCUUUUGUUGCUGAUGCUUUUGGUUUAAAAUUGGAAUCAAAAAUUUUACUUUAUAAUGUUGAACCUCCUACUAAAAAACAAGCAAUUGAUUUAUACAAAAUUCCUGCAAACAAAACUUCAAAUAGAUUAACACCUUCACAAGCAUCAGCAAGAGCUAAAAAAGUUCCAACUGCACCAGAAAGAGUAUUAGAUGCACCAGGUAUAGUUGAUGAUUUUUAUUUAAAUUUAUUAUCCUGGUCUUCCACCAAUCUUUUAGCCAUUGGACUUGAAGAUUCAGUAUAUGUUUGGAAUGCAUCAACAGGUGCUGUUGGCCUUCUUUGUGUUUGUAAUACUAUUGUUACUUCACUUAACUGGAGUCAAGAUGGAUCAUAUAUAUCAAUUGGUAAAGAUGAUGGCAUAAUCGAAAUUUGGGAUAUUGAAACAAAUACAAAAUUAAGAACAAUUUCAAGUGGACAUUUAACAAGAAUCGCAUCUCAAUCAUGGAGUAAUCAUGUUUUAACCAGUGGAUCAAGAAUGGGUAAUAUGUAUCAUUCAGAUGUUCGAAUUGCACAACAUUUAACAACUACGUUAACUUCACAUCAAGCUGAAAUUUGUGGUAUAGAAUAUAAACAAGAUGGUUCACAAUUUGCAUCUGGUGGUAAUGAUAAUUUAGUUUGUAUAUGGGAUAUAAAGAAAACUGAUAAACCAUUAUUUAUAAAAAAUAAUCAUAAAGCAGCAGUUAAAGCGUUAUCAUGGUGUCAAUAUCAACCUAAUUUAUUAGCAACAGGAGGUGGAUCAACUGAUAAAACAAUACAUUUUUGGAAUACAUCAACUGGAUCAAGAGUAAAUACAAUUGAAACUGGAUCACAAAUAUCAUCAUUAAAUUGGGGUUAUGCAAAUGGAAUUGGAAUGGAAAUUGUAGCAACUCAUGGUUUUCCAACUAAUGACAUAUCAAUUUUUAAUUAUCCAACAUUACAAAAGACAGGUGAAAUAAAUAAUGCUCAUGAUACAAGAAUAUUAAAUGGGGUUUUAUCACCAGAUAAUUUAACAUUAGCCACAGUUGCAGGUGAUGAAAAUUUGAAAUUUUGGUCAUUAUUUGAUUUAUAUAAAGAUAAGAAAAGAGAAUUGAAUAAUAUUAAUGAAUUUGAUGAACAUCAUGAAACAAAAAGGAUGAAAAAGAUAAUGAACUUAAGAUAG
Insectozyma verbasci is the source of this 1695-nucleotide messenger RNA. Lineage: Eukaryota; Fungi; Ascomycota; Pichiomycetes; Serinales; Debaryomycetaceae. The record is from the annotation of a GenBank genome assembly.